This is a messenger RNA of Fraxinus pennsylvanica, 525 nucleotides long. The record is from the annotation of a GenBank genome assembly. Lineage: Eukaryota; Viridiplantae; Streptophyta; Magnoliopsida; Lamiales; Oleaceae.
AUGCCGGGACGGCUGAAUCAUCAUCUGCCAAUGCCUGAUGUUGACAGAGACAUCCACUCUGUUUCAGAAGAGUGGAAUAUGUAUCCGUUUCCACACGACGUGCGUGGCAUGCUUAAUAAUCCAGACAACAUGCCCAAUCUAGACGCUAUAAUACAGAGGAUGAAUCUUACAGUUGCCGCUUUUACUUCUAUCCUUGCCACUGCAACGGCUAGGGAGCAGUAUUAUAUUCUGGGUGAGAAUUUAUGUCCUCUUGUUGAGGAAUUGGAGCACGAUAAUGCACUAAAAAUUACAGGUAUGCUUCUGGAGCUUCCCCUGGCAGAAGUUCUGCAUUUGCUUGUAUCAGAGGAUGCUCUGAAUGCGAGAGUUGCCGAGGCUAUGGAAGUCCUGAUGGGAGCUCCGCUGGCUAGCAGCUCGGCUGACCAAGCAGAUUCACAUUCACCAGUGAUAACCUUGUUUCUUGGGUGCCUUUCGUGGUUUGGGGCCAUCUGGAACCAACUCUUUUCUAGUGAGGCUACAAGAAACUAG